UGAGAUGGAAGUCGUGCAAGUACUGCACAUGAAUGGAGGAAUGGGAGAAACAAGUUAUGCUAACAACUCAUUGCUUCCGAGAAAAGUGAUAUCGAUGACGAAACCCAUAAUGGAGGCAGCCAUCACAGCUCUCUUCUCCACUGUUGCUGCCACCUUACCGACGAGCCUUGCCAUUGCGGACUUGGGUUGUUCCACCGGUCCCAAUGCUCUUUUCGCUGUGUCCGAGAUCAUCAACAUCGUGAUUGAUCUCUGCAAGGCAAUGAAGCACGAGCUGCCGGAGUUCCAAGUGUUCUUGAACGAUCUCCCAGGGAACGACUUCAACACCCUCUUCAGCAGCUUCUUGCCAAGAUUCCAAGGGAAGCUGAGCGAGCAAUUGAAGAGCAAGUAUGGAGUGUCAGCAACGUUGCCGUGCUUCGUCAAUGGCGUUCCUGGUUCAUUCUAUGGAAGAUUGUUCGCUCGAGAGAGCCUGCACUUGAUUCAUUCUUCGUAUAGCCUCAUGUGGCUAUCUCAGGUCCCACAAGGACUAGAGGGAAACAAAGGCAACAUAUACAUGGCGAGAUCGAGCCCUCCUAAGGUGCUUAGGGCAUACUACGAGCAAUUUCAGAGGGACUUCUCGACUUUCUUGGAAUGUCGUGGGCAAGAGUUACUGGUGGGAGGACGUAUGGUGUUGACCCUCUUGGGUCGAAGAAGUGACGAUCCUUCAAGUAAAGAGUGUUGUUACAUUUGGGAGCUCUUAGCUAUUGCUCUCAGUCAGAUGGUCUCAGAGGGACUUGUAGAAGAACAGCAACUAGACUCCUUCAACAUCCCUCAGUACACACCCUCACCAAAAGAAGUACAAGGGAUGGUCCAAAAGCAAGGGUCAUUCUCAAUUGAUUGCUUGGAAGCAUCCGAAGUGAAUUGGAGUAUACUUGCCACCAAUUCUGACUCUGAUAUUGUCUUGAAGGAUGGGGGACACAAUUUGGCCCAAUGCAUGAGAGCUGUGGCCGAGCCCUUGCUUAUUUAUCACUUUGGUAAAGAGAUUAUUGAUGAGGUCUUUAAGAGGUAUGAGGCUCUACUUGCUGAUCGCAUGUCCAAGGAGAAGAAUGCAUUCGUCAAUGUCGUCAUUUCGCUAAAGAAAAUCACCUAGAUGAAUUGCCAAGAAAUUACGAAUAAUUACUUUGCAGAUAUA
Eucalyptus grandis is the source of this 1168-nucleotide messenger RNA. Its product is annotated as salicylate carboxymethyltransferase-like. Gene Ontology annotation, biological process: methylation. Bases 5 to 1126 code for a protein of 373 amino acids. Lineage: Eukaryota; Viridiplantae; Streptophyta; Magnoliopsida; Myrtales; Myrtaceae. The transcript has 4 exons. Gene Ontology annotation, molecular function: S-adenosylmethionine-dependent methyltransferase activity. The record is from RefSeq and is a predicted model, not a curated record.